AUGGCGUCGUUGCCUCCUCCUCCGCCUCCGGGCUGGGGUGCAGCGGCACCUCCCUCGAUGCCCAUGGCGCCGCCGCCGCCGGGGUAUCAACCUCCCGCGGACCCAACCGUCGCAAAGUUCGCUCAGAAGAAGACCGAAUGGCUUCGAUCUCAACGGAACCGAUUCGGUGAGAAGAGAAAGGGUGGCUAUGUGGAAACUCAGAAGGCGGAUAUGCCGCCGGAGCAUCUGCGCAAGAUCGUCCGCGACAUCGGCGACGUGUCGCAGAAGAAGUUCAGCAACGAGAAGCGCAGCUAUCUGGGCGCGCUGAAGUUCAUGCCUCAUGCCGUCCUGAAGCUGUUGGAGAACAUGCCCAUGCCCUGGGAAUCGGCCCGGGAUGUGAAGGUAUUGUACCACGUGAACGGCUGCUUGACCCUGGUCAACGAGACUCCCCGGGUCAUCGAGCCCGUCUUCCAUGCCCAGUGGGCCACCAUGUGGGUGUGCAUGCGAAGAGAGAAGAGCGAUCGACGACACUUCAAGCGGAUGCGGUUCCCGCCCUUCGAUGACGAGGAGCCUCCGCUAUCGUGGUCCGAGAAUAUUGAAGACGUCGAGCCGCUGGAGCCAAUCCAGAUGGAAUUGGACGAGUCGGAAGAUGAACCCGUGUAUGAAUGGCUCUACGACCACCGACCCCUCUUGGAUACCCCCCAUGUCAACGGGCCCAGCUAUAAGAGCUGGAACUUAUCUCUUCCGCAGAUGGCGACUUUGCACCGGUUAAGUCACCAGCUACUCAGUGAUGUGGUCGACCAGAACUAUUUCCACAUGUUCGAUCUGAGCAGUUUCUUCACCGCCAAGGCCCUCAAUGUCGCCAUUCCCGGAGGCCCGCGUUUCGAGCCCUUGUACAAGGACAUUGACCCGAACGACGAGGACUUUAGCGAGUUCAACGCCAUCGAUCGCAUCAUUUUCCGAGCCCCUAUCCGAACCGAGUACCGUGUCGCAUACCCCUUCCUGUAUAAUACCCUCCCCCGAAGUGUUAAGAUUCCCUGGUACUCGCACCCUCAAGUGGUUUACGCUCGGAACGACGACUACAACCUCCCUGCCUUCUACUUCGACCCUGUCAUCAAUCCCAUUUCCUCCCGUUCCGUCGCUCCGAAGAACAUCACAGUCAGCCAUGAGGAUGAGAUUUUCGGCCCCGGAAAUAACGAGGACGAUGAGUUCGAGCUUCCGGCGGAGGUAGAACCAUUCAUGUCGGACGAGGAGCUUUACACCCCGGAGACUACUUCGGCUAUCGCGCUUUGGUGGGCUCCUCACCCGUUCAACAAGAGAUCGGGCAAGAUGGUGCGCGCACAGGACGUGCCGCUGGUCAAGCAGUGGUACCUGGAGCACUGUCCCCAGGGACAACCCGUGAAAGUUCGCGUGUCGUACCAGAAGCUUCUCAAGACCUUUGUGCUCAACGAGCUGCACAAGAAGAAGCCCAAGGCCCAGAGCAAGCAGAACCUGCUUAAGACGCUCAAAUCCACCAAGUUCUUUCAGCAGACCACUAUCGACUGGGUCGAGGCCGGUUUGCAGGUCUGCCGCCAAGGUUUCAACAUGCUGAACCUGUUGAUCCACCGCAAGAACCUAACUUACCUGCAUCUCGACUACAACUUCAACUUGAAGCCGGUGAAGACGUUGACCACCAAGGAGCGAAAGAAGUCGCGUUUCGGAAAUGCUUUCCACUUAAUGAGAGAAAUCCUGCGCCUAACCAAGCUGAUUGUCGACGCCCAGGUGCAAUAUCGCCUAGGCAACAUUGACGCUUUCCAGCUCGCCGAUGGUAUCCUCUAUGCUUUCAACCACGUUGGCCAGCUGACCGGUAUGUACCGUUACAAGUACAAGCUGAUGCAUCAGAUCCGGUCUUGUAAAGAUCUGAAGCAUCUGAUCUACUACCGGUUCAACUCUGGCCCGGUCGGAAAGGGCCCAGGUUGCGGUUUCUGGGCGCCGGCCUGGCGUGUGUGGCUGUUCUUCAUGCGUGGCAUCAUCCCCCUGCUUGAGAGAUGGCUUGGGAACUUGCUUUCUCGCCAGUUUGAGGGCCGUCACAGCAAGGGCGUUGCAAAGACCGUCACCAAGCAGCGUGUGGAAUCUCAUUUCGAUCUCGAAUUGCGUGCGUCUGUCAUGGCUGAUCUCAUGGACAUGAUGCCCGAGGGUAUCAAGCAGAACAAGGUCAACACGGUUCUUCAGCAUCUGUCGGAGGCAUGGAGAUGCUGGAAGAGUAACAUCCCCUGGAAGGUUCCCGGUCUUCCUGCUCCCAUUGAGAACAUCAUCCUUCGUUAUGUGAAGAGCAAGGCUGAUUGGUGGAUCUCUGUCGCCCAUUACAAUCGUGAAAGAAUCCGCCGAGGUGCGACGGUGGAUAAGACGGUUGCGAAGAAGAACCUUGGUCGUCUUACCCGUCUCUGGCUGAAGGCUGAGCAGGAGCGACAGCACAACUACUUGAAGGACGGUCCCUACGUAUCGUCUGAAGAGGCCGUGGCUAUCUACACGACUAUGGUGCAUUGGCUCGAGUCCCGGAAGUUUUCGCCGAUUCCGUUCCCCAGUGUCUCCUAUAAGCAUGACACCAAGAUUUUGAUUCUCGCUUUGGAGCGACUCCGCGAGGCCUACUCCGUUAAAGGACGAUUGAAUCAAAGCCAGCGAGAGGAGCUUGCCCUUAUUGAACAGGCAUACGACUCUCCCGGAACGACCCUGGCUAGAAUCAAGAGAUUCCUCUUGACUCAGAGAGCCUUCAAGGAAGUUGGAAUUGACAUGAACGACAACUAUAGCCACAUCAACCCGGUGUAUGAUGUUGAGCCCAUCGAGAAGAUUACCGAUGCUUACCUGGAUCAGUAUCUUUGGUACCAGGCAGAGCAGCGUCAUCUUUUCCCCGCUUGGAUCAAGCCUUCCGAUUCCGAAGUCCCACCACUUUUGACGUACAAAUGGGCCCAAGGUAUCAAUAACCUGGACAAUGUUUGGGAGACUGCGGAUGGAGAGACGAACGUGAUGAUCGAGACUGAGUUGUCUAAGGUGUACGAGAAGAUGGAUCUCACCUUGCUGAACCGUUUGCUCCGUUUGAUCAUGGAUCAUAACUUGGCAGAUUAUAUCACCUCUAAGAACAACGUGCAACUUAGUUACAAGGACAUGAACCAUACCAACAGCUAUGGAUUGAUCCGUGGACUUCAAUUCUCCGGAUUUGUUUUCCAAUUUUACGGAUUGAUGAUUGAUCUGUUGCUCCUUGGACUGCAGAGAGCCAGUGAAAUGGCGGGCCCGCCGCAGAGCCCCAACGACUUCCUCCAGUUCCGGGAUCGAGCCACCGAGACCAGACAUCCCAUUCGCCUGUACACUCGCUAUGUCGAUAAGAUCUGGGUGUUCUUCAGAUUCAAGGCAGACGAGUCAAGGGAUCUGAUUCAGCGUUUCUUGACCGAAAACCCCGACCCGAACUUCGAGAACGUGAUUGGAUACAGGAACAAGAAGUGCUGGCCGCGCGACUGUAGAAUGCGCCUGAUGCGUCACGACGUCAACUUGGGCCGUGCUGUGUUCUGGGAUCUGAAGAACCGCAUGCCGCGGUCCAUCACCACGAUUGAAUGGGAUGAUACUUUCUCUAGUGUUUACAGCAAAGACAAUCCCAAUCUGCUGUUCUCCAUGUCCGGGUUUGAAGUUCGCAUUCUCCCCAAGAAUCGCAACAUGAACGAAGAAUUCUCAGUGAAGGACAGCGUUUGGUCUCUGGUUGAUAACACAAGCAAGGAGCGCACGGCCCACGCAUUCUUGCAGGUCACGGAGGAAGACAUCCAGAAGUUCAACAACCGUAUCCGGCAAAUCCUCAUGUCGUCUGGAUCGACCACUUUCACCAAGAUCGCGAACAAGUGGAACACGGCUCUGAUCGCACUGUUCACCUACUACCGUGAAGCCGCAGUGUCGACUGUCAACCUCCUGGACACGAUCGUGAAAUGUGAGACUAAGAUCCAGACCCGUGUCAAGAUCGGCCUUAACUCCAAGAUGCCUUCGCGUUUCCCUCCCGCGGUUUUCUAUACGCCGAAGGAACUGGGAGGUUUGGGUAUGAUCUCCGGCUCCCAUAUUCUCAUUCCCGCCAGCGAUAAACGGUGGUCCAAGCAAACCGACACCGGAAUCACCCAUUUCAGGUCGGGUAUGUCUCACGACGAGGAGACUUUGAUUCCCAACAUCUUCCGUUACAUCAUCCCCUGGGAGGCUGAAUUCAUUGACUCUCAAAGAGUGUGGAUGGAAUACUCUCAGAAGCGACAGGAAGCCCAACAACAGAACCGGCGUCUGACGCUGGAGGACCUGGAAGACAGUUGGGACCGUGGUUUGCCUCGUAUCAACACCCUUUUCCAGAAGGACCGCAGCACGCUCAGUUUCGACAAGGGAUUCCGUCUGCGUUCCGAGUUCAAGCAAUACCAGUUGAUGAAGAGCAACCCAUUCUGGUGGACAAGCCAGCGACACGAUGGUAAAUUGUGGAACCUGAACGCCUACCGUACAGAUGUCAUCCAGGCUCUUGGUGGUGUCGAAACUAUCCUGGAGCAUACUCUGUUCAAGGCGACCGCCUUCCCGUCGUGGGAGGGUCUCUUCUGGGAGCGAGCUUGUCUUGCCAAGGGAACACGGCUGUUGCGCUACGAUGGUAGCGAGGUCGAGGUCCAGGAUGUCCGAGAAGGCGAUCUACUUCUUGGUCCUGACGGUGGUCCUCGUCGCGCGUUCAACAUCGUGAACGGUCAAGAUCGUCUUUACCGCCUGAAGAUCGACGCAGGCAAGGAGGAUCUUGUGGUUACACCCAACCAUAUCCUGGUCCUGCACCGGGAGAAGAAGUCACCUGCCGCGUCAGAAGCGGAGCCUUUUGACACCGUGGAGAUGACUGCCGCUGAGUUCGCCGCUCUUCCUACCGAGGAGCGGAGUCAGUACUUGGCGUUUAAGUGCCCCGAGUUCGAAGGCGCCGAGCGCUCGAGUCCUCAGGAACGCAGCUUCUUUGUCAAAGACAUCAGUCUCGAGACCGAGACCACGGAGUGGGCCGGUUUCCGGGUUGACAAGGAUCAGCUUUACCUGCGUCACGAUCACCUCGUCCUGCAUAACAGUGGUUUCGAAGAAUCCAUGAAGUUCAAGAAGCUCACCAAUGCCCAGAGAUCCGGUUUGAACCAGAUCCCCAACCGUCGGUUUACUCUGUGGUGGUCCCCCACCAUCAACCGCGCCAACGUCUACGUUGGUUUCCAGGUGCAGCUAGAUCUCACGGGUAUCUUCUUGCACGGCAAGAUCCCUACCUUGAAGAUUUCUUUGAUCCAGAUUUUCCGUGCGCAUUUGUGGCAGAAGAUCCACGAGUCUGUUGUUAUGGACUUGUGUCAGGUCUUUGACCAGGAACUUGAGCAGCUGGGUAUCGAGGCUGUUCAGAAGGAAACCAUUCAUCCGCGUAAAUCUUACAAGAUGAACAGCUCGUGUGCGGACAUCCUGCUCUUUGCGACGAACAAGUGGAACGUGACCCGUCCUUCCAUCCUGUUUGACACGAAGGAUACUUACGAGCCAACUACGACGAACAAGUUCUGGCUUGAUGUGCAACUGCGGUAUGGUGAUUACGAUUCUCACGACAUUGAACGAUAUGUUCGUGCCAAGUACCUCGACUACACCACGGACAGCAUGAGUAUCUACCCUUCGGCCACCGGUUUGAUGAUCGGCAUCGAUCUUGCGUACAACCUGUACUCGGCAUACGGUCAGUAUUUCCCGGGUUUGAAGACCUUGGUUCAGCAAGCUAUGGCGAAGGUUAUGAAGGCCAACCCGGCUCUGUACGUGCUGCGGGAGCGUAUCCGCAAGGGUCUGCAGCUGUACGCCUCCGAGAGCAACCAGGAAUUCCUGAAUUCGCAAAACUACUCGGAACUCUUCAGCCCGCAGAUCCAGCUGUUCAUCGAUGAUACCAACGUCUACCGUGUCACUAUCCACAAGACCUUCGAAGGCAACUUGACAACCAAGCCAAUCAACGGAGCCAUCUUCAUCUUCAACCCCAGAACUGGACAGCUGUUCCUCAAGAUCAUCCACACUAGCGUUUGGGCUGGACAGAAGCGUCUGGGUCAAUUGGCUAAGUGGAAGACUGCGGAAGAAGUGGCGGCGCUUAUCCGGUCAUUGCCCGUCGAAGAGCAGCCGAAGCAGCUUAUUGUCACCCGUAAGGGUCUCCUGGAUCCUCUUGAAGUCCAUCUGCUGGAUUUCCCCAAUAUUUCCAUCCGUGCUUCUGAGCUCCAGCUGCCCUUCCAGGCUGCUAUGAAGGUCGAGAAGCUUGCCGAUAUGAUUCUCCGCGCGACCGAACCUCAAAUGGUCCUCUUCAACCUUUACGAUGAGUGGCUGAAGUCGAUCUCGCCGUACACUGCUUUCUCUCGUCUGAUUCUCAUUCUUCGUGCUCUCCAUGUCAACAUUGACAAGGCCAAGAUCAUUCUCCGUCCCGACAAGACCGUGAUCACUCAAGAGCACCAUGUCUGGCCCACGUUGUCCGAUGAGGACUGGAUGAAGGUCGAAGUGCAAUUGCGCGAUCUCAUUCUUAACGACUACGGCAAGAAGAACAACGUCAACGUGCAGAGCUUGACGAGUAGUGAGGUGCGGGAUAUCAUUCUUGGUAUGGAGAUCAGCGCGCCUUCGCUGCAGCGGCAACAGGCUGCGGAGAUUGAGAAGCAGCAGGAGGAGCAGAAGCAGCUCACCGCUGUGACGACGAAGACUCAAAACGUUCGUGGCGAGGAUAUCAUCGUCACCACGACGUCGCAGUAUGAACAGCAGUCUUUCGCUUCCAAGACGGAGUGGCGGACUCGGGCCAUCGCGACAUCUAAUCUCCGCACGAGGUCGAACAACAUCUACGUUUCUUCGGAUGAGGUUCGCGACGAGGGGUACACCUAUGUUAUGCCCAAGAACGUCCUGAAGCGCUUUAUUACGAUUGCCGAUCUCCGCGUCCAAGUGGCCGGGUACCUGUACGGGACCUCCCCGCCUGACAAUGACCAGGUGAAGGAGAUUCGGACCAUCGUUAUGAUCCCGCAGGUCGGCAACACCCGGGAUGUUCAGUUGCCGCACACGCUGCCCCAGCAUGAAUACUUGAACAACCUUGAGCCUCUGGGUGUGAUCCACACCAUCUCCGGCAACGAGCCUUCGUACAUGACGUCUAUGGAUGUCACGCAGCACGCCCGUCUGAUGAACGCUCAUCCGUCCUGGGACAAGAAGACGGUGACCAUGACGGUGUCGUUCACCCCUGGUUCGGUGUCUCUGGCCGCCUGGGGGCUGACGCCUCAGGGUUACAAGUGGGGUGCCGAGAACAAGGACAUGACAUCCGACCAUCCGCAGGGAUUCUCGACCAGCAUGGGCGAGAAGUGCCAGUUGUUGCUCAGUGACAAGAUCCGCGGAUACUUCUUGGUUCCCGAGGACAACGUAUGGAACUACAGCUUCAUGGGAAGCUCCUUUGGCAGCGUCGAGAAGCGGCCAGUCUACGUCAAGAUCGAUACCCCCUUGCGGUUCUACGACGACCAGCAUCGCCCACUCCACUUCCAGAACUUUGCCGAGUUGGAAGACAUCUGGGUUGAUCGCACCGAUAACUUCGCGUAA
Aspergillus campestris IBT 28561 is the source of this 7548-nucleotide messenger RNA. RefSeq names its product U4/U6-U5 snRNP complex subunit PRP8 (gene prp8). Gene Ontology annotation, cellular component: U5 snRNP; catalytic step 2 spliceosome. The record is from RefSeq and is a predicted model, not a curated record. Gene Ontology annotation, biological process: mRNA splicing, via spliceosome; spliceosomal tri-snRNP complex assembly. Gene Ontology annotation, molecular function: metallopeptidase activity; protein binding; U6 snRNA binding. The coding region runs from base 1 to 7548 and encodes 2515 amino acids. The transcript has a single exon. Lineage: Eukaryota; Fungi; Ascomycota; Eurotiomycetes; Eurotiales; Aspergillaceae.